GUACGCAAAAGAAACAAACGCGCACAGACAGAAACCCAGCAGCAGAAGGCAGGCAGCGGAGAGGAGGGGAAAGAAGCAGGUGGAAGUGCUGCUAUCGUUACCUGACUCAUUCUUCUUUUCCACAGGAGGGAGAUGAUUUUUUCUCUCUCUCUCUCUCCUGCGUUUCCAAGCUGCUGCGCAGAAAUCCAACAUACACGAGGAGAAGAAGUGGGAGCGUCGACUUACUUUAACAAACGCAGAGGAGGAUAGAGCGCGUGUUUUGGGGGGGGAAAGUAACGACCGAGCAUUGUUAGGGGAAGGUGGCAUGCAGGUGCCCACACCGCAGAACGAGAUGGCCCAGUGCGGCGUCCGGUGUUAAAGCUGCUCCCCUCACCUGGACCCGAAGCGAACAUGAAGGACACGGGGGAAUCAAAGGACCAACAGCUAACUGUUGCCUUGAGGAUUCGACCCCUGAGUGAUGCUGAGCAAGAGGAGGGGGCGACCAUUGUGGCCCACAGAGUGGACGACCAGAUGGUGGUUCUGAUGGACCCUAUGGAAGAUCCAGAUGACAUCCUGCGUGCCAACCGCUCCAGGGAGAAGACUUACAUGUUUGACGUGGCAUUCGACUUCUCGGCUAGUCAGGAAGAGGUUUACCGCGCUACAACCAAAGGGCUCAUUGAAGGCCUCAUAUCAGGCUACAAUGCCACGGUGUUUGCCUAUGGACCCACAGGUUGUGGGAAGACAUACACCAUGCUAGGCACUGACAAAGAGCCAGGAAUCUACGUUCGCACACUGAAUGACUUGUUUCGUGCCAUCGAGGAGACUAGUGAUGACAUGCUGUACAGCGUCUCAAUGUCCUACCUAGAGAUCUACAAUGAGAUGAUCAGAGACCUGCUGAACCCAUCUUCAGGUUUCUUGGAUCUAAGAGAAGACUCUAAGGGUGUGAUUCAGGUUGCAGGCAUCACAGAAGUGUCGACCAUCAACGCCCAGGAGAUCAUGGAGUUGCUAAUGAAGGGCAACAAGCAGCGCACGCAGGAGCCAACGGCCGCUAAUCAGACAUCGUCUCGCUCCCACGCUGUGCUGCAGGUUGCCGUCAAGCAGCAGAGCCGUUGUCGUGACGUUUUGCAGGAGGUCCGCUUCGCUCGGCUUUUCAUGAUUGACCUCGCCGGCUCAGAAAGAGCUGCUCAGACCCAGAAUAGAGGUCAGCGAUUGAAAGAAGGAGCUCACAUCAAUCGCUCCCUCCUGGCUUUGGGCAACUGCAUUAACGCCCUGAGUGACAAAAAUGGCAACAAGUACGUCAACUAUCGAGACAGCAAGUUGACGCGCCUCCUGAAGGACUCAUUGGGUGGGAACAGCAGAACGGUGAUGAUAGCCCAUAUUAGCCCCGCCUCUACAGCUUUCGAGGAGUCUCGAAACACGCUGACGUACGCUGACCGUGCCAAAAGCAUUCGAACACGGGUGAAGAAGAACCUAAUAAAUGUGUCAUACCACAUUGCUCAGUACACAAACAUCAUCUCUGACCUCCGCUGUGAAAUCCAGCGGCUCAAAAAGAAGAUUGCGGAGCAGGCGAGCCGGCAGGUCGGCUCAGACCGAGCUGACAUCCGAAACGUCCAGGCGGAGGUCCAAGCCCACUCCAGCCAGCAGAGCAGAGCAGAGAUGGACGAGUUGAGGGAGCAGCUUCUGGAUGCUUUCCGGCAGCAGAUGAAGAUCAGGAAGAGUCUGAUCGAGCUGGAGAACAGCAACAUGGAGAUCCAGAUCGACACCUCUAAACACCUCGUCACCAUUGCAGACUGGGAGCAGGAGCAGAGUAAGCGCAGGAGAAAGUGGCGCGCAGAAAGAAGGAAGGAAAGUGUCAAUAAAGACGAAAGUGAGAAGGAUUCGGAUUCUCCAGAGUCUCCCCCAGACAGCACAGAGACCCGGGAGGUAGCAGUGGCUCGGGAAAACCUACUCACCCUCAUGGCCGAGCAGAAGAAGAUUCAAAAGCAGAAGGGUUUACUGGAGCAGAGGUUUCUGGAGCUCCGGGAUCGAGGCCGGCGCCUGGAGGAGCUCCUUCCUCGCAGGGUGAGCUCAGAGGAGCAACGCGAAGUCCUCGGCCUCCUCUGCAAGGUCCACGAGCUGGAGAUCGAGAACGCGGAGAUGCAGUCCCACGCUCUGAUCAAAGACAACGUCAUCCGGCAGAAAAACUUUGUGGUUCAGCGCUUUGAGCAGCACAGACACCUAUGUGAUGAGAUCAUUCAGCAACAGAGACAAUUCAUAGAUGAGCACAGCCUGCUUGUACCACCGCACCUCCAGGAACUAUAUGAGGCGUACAUGAGGGAGCUGGAUGAGAGGAAGCUGGAGAGAGCUGUAGCCUUGGACAAGGUGACCAACAGACAAACCAUCAAGGAAGGAUCUUUACCAAAGAUCUCUCUGCCGGGUCAAGGUCGCGAUUACACACAGGACGUAGAUUCCGACCAGGAGAGCUUACGCGACAUGUUCGCAGAGAACAGACGAGGUCAAGCUAGAAUGCGCAGACACACCUUACCCCCAAUUCUCCCUGAAGCUGAGCCGGACAGGGUGUUUAAAAGCAGUCCUCACGCCAAGCAGAUAAAGAACUCGGCUGUAAUGACCCCUCCUCCGAUACACAUAAAUGGGAAAGGCAACAGAGAGCUGCAUCCUCUGGCUCCUGAAAGCUUCACGAGCUACAGCCAUCUCAGCCACAGCAUCAGCAGCCAACUGGACUCGUCACCCGAGAGCAGCGAAGCGGGGGGUGAUAUGACCAUUUCUCGAAAUGAACGGCAGCAGAUCCUUAAAGGGGUUCAGAACAUUGUGGUAAAAGCAGCCCGUCGACGUUCCAAAGCCCUGGAGGUGGAUGUCCUCCGGUUACCUGCUGCCCCCUCUCCCCUAGACCACAAAAAGCAGAAAAGCAACCUCUCUUUAAUCGAGGGGCCCCCUAGAGGCCUACCCUUGCGGCGCGGCAGGCAGCCGAGCCCUGAACUGAGACACGCCACCUCUGAUGAUAACCUGUCCAGCAGCACAGGGGAGGGACCGGGCCUGCACGUGACCUGGACACGUCCUCGCAACCACCACGCUGCCAACAAGAACCAAACACCUCGCGAGGUGGACUUUGAGGCCCGUCGCAAGAAAAGACGCUCAAGAUCUUUUGAGGUCACUGGUCAAGCACUGCCUCAGACCAAAGCCAUCACAGCUCAGAGGUUUCGUCCUCUGGACAGCACAUCGGACCCUCAUCUUCAUGUUAACGGCCAACCCCAGGCCCCCGUGGUGCGUCCACAGUACAGAGGGGUCCCUCCUAUCGCCAAAGUCAGGCCUCACCACAGCAAUCACACACAUACAGGAACAAUUGCCGAGUCCUCCACAGCCAGCAUUAAUAACCUGAAGAGAGGACCUCAGCUCCGACAGCCCCACCCUCUUCUCUAUGUCACCACCACAGGCACCGGGGCCCAGCGCACUCGCAGACACUGAGCUCAACACCAGCACUUAAAGCUACCCCAACUGCGCCUGAAAGGCAACAGUUAGGGACUAGUGGAGAAACUAUGACAGAAAAGGACAAACAAUAAGCAGACAAAGCCUGGAUGUCUUAACACAGGUGCUGUCAUCUGCGUCCACCAUGUAUGAGGCCACACUAAGAUCCACUUACCUGAAGACACCACAGAUUUGUACAUUAACAGUGCCCAUUCUGUCCUGUGCGGUGUCUUCACUUCAGUCCGCUGCUGUGCUGAAUAUCUUGUGUUUUGGUGAAGUUGCGAAGAUGUGAAGCUCACUGUGAACGCAAGUCAGUUGUUUGUUGUGACUGU
Poecilia latipinna (sailfin molly) is the source of this 3773-nucleotide messenger RNA. RefSeq names its product kinesin family member 19 (gene kif19). Bases 391 to 3441 code for a protein of 1016 amino acids. The record is from RefSeq and is a predicted model, not a curated record. Lineage: Eukaryota; Metazoa; Chordata; Actinopteri; Cyprinodontiformes; Poeciliidae. The transcript has 21 exons. Gene Ontology annotation, molecular function: ATP binding; microtubule binding; microtubule motor activity. Gene Ontology annotation, biological process: microtubule-based movement.